Messenger RNA from Linum tenue, 1563 nucleotides. The record is from the annotation of a GenBank genome assembly. Lineage: Eukaryota; Viridiplantae; Streptophyta; Magnoliopsida; Malpighiales; Linaceae.
AUGAGUUUGUCAUUGCUCAGGAGAAGGAAGUUAUUAUUAUCGGUAUUCAGCAACCCUAGAGCUCCCCCGCCGCAAUUUUGCAGAGAACUCACCUCUCUUUCGUUCUUAUUUCAUACCCUAGAAAACCCAUGUCGCCAAAACCCUCAAUCACUAAACCCUUCGAGGGUUUGGCAGUCCGUCGCGUCAUUUUCGACCCAGUCUUCCAAAUUCCCCGAGUACGAGAUGCCUUCAGUCACUUGGGGCGUGAUUCAGGGAAAGAAAGAGAAGCUUGUCAAUCGUGUCAUUAUAUGUGAUUAUCUCAAAAGUUUGGGGAUUAUCCCUGAUGAGCUGGAGAGUCUGGAGCUUCCUUCCACGGUCCAGGUUAUGAAGGAGCGAGUCGAGUUCUUGCAGAGGUUGGGAUUGACCGUUGAUGAUUUCAAUGAGUACCCUUUGAUGCUAGGUUGCAGUGUCAGGAAGAACAUUAUCCCUGUAUUGGGUUACUUGGAGAAGAUUGGGAUAAGUAGGUCGAAACUUGGCGAGUUUGUGAAGAGUUACCCGCAAGUGUUGCACAUGAGUGUUGUAGUUGAGCUUAUGCCUGUUGUUAAGUUCCUUCGUGGGCUUGAUGUCGAAAAGCAGGAUAUUGGAUUUGUUCUUCAAAAGUAUCCAGAGCUUCUUGGGUUCAAGCUGGAAGGGACGAUGAGCACUUCUGUGGCUUUUCUUGUUAGUAUUGGUGUUAGUCCAAGAGAUAUUGGACCAAUGGUGACACAGUACCCUUACUUCUUGGGGAUGAGAGUGGGAACUGUGAUCAAGCCGUUUGUUGAUUAUAUGGUUUCUUUGGGUUUGCCUAAAAAGAUUGUAGCCAGGAUGUUGGAGAAGCGGGCUUAUAUUCUCGGAUAUAAUCUUGAAGAAACUAUGAAGCCGAAUGUAGAUUGUUUGAUAAGUUUCGGGGUUAGGAAAGAAGCACUUGCUUCAGUUAUAGCGCAGUACCCACAGAUUCUCGGGGUGCCUUUGAAAGCUAAGCUAUCUUCACAACAAUAUUUCUUUGGCUUGAAGCUCAAGGUAGAUCCAGAAGGGUUUGCUCAAGUGAUCGAGAAGAUGCCUCAGAUUGUUAGCCUUAGUCAACAGGUUAUACUAAAACCCGCUCAGUUUCUUCUGGAGAGGAGUAUCCCGCCUCACGAUGUUGCCAAGAUGAUUGUGAAAUGUCCACAGGUGCUUGCAUCAAGGGUUGCACUCAUGAAGAACAGCUUCUACUUUUUGAAAAGUGAAAUGGGACGGCCAAUCAAGGAGCUUGUCGAUUUCCCUGAAUACUUCACUUAUGGGUUGGAGUCCAGAAUCAAGCCCAGAUAUCAGCUGGCGAAAAGCAAAGGCAUCAGGUGUUCACUGGAUAGCCUCCUCAACUGUAGCGACCAGAUGUUUGAGGAAAGGUUGCAGGAUGGUUGUCUUGAAUCAGAGACUGUAGGUCCUUCUUUCGAUAUGGGCGGGAAGUUACAGUUACCAGGAAGAUAUGAGAUUGUAUCAGAAUCGGACGAGGAGGAUGAGAGUGAUAACGAAACAGUACUCUAUCGGCGCACUGUUUCUCUGUAG